Sebastes umbrosus (honeycomb rockfish) is the source of this 1341-nucleotide messenger RNA. RefSeq names its product protein PET100 homolog, mitochondrial. The transcript is spliced from 4 exons. Gene Ontology annotation, cellular component: mitochondrion; mitochondrial inner membrane. The record is from RefSeq and is a predicted model, not a curated record. Bases 123 to 362 code for a protein of 79 amino acids. Gene Ontology annotation, biological process: mitochondrial respiratory chain complex IV assembly. Lineage: Eukaryota; Metazoa; Chordata; Actinopteri; Perciformes; Sebastidae.
CAGACCAGCUGGUGGCGCUAUAAAACACCAACGAAUAAGAAGAAGAAGAGCCGACCUACCCGGAAGACGCGUGAAGGUCUUAGAUAACAGUUCCCUGUUGUCUGCCUGGUGUCGAUGUGAAAAUGGGUGUUAAAAUAGAGAUGUUUCGAAUGAUGCUGUAUCUCUCCUUUCCUGUGACCAUGUUCUGGAUCUCCAAUCAAGCAGAGUAUUUUGAAGAGUACAUAGUUAAGAGAAAGAGAGAGAUCUUCCCACCUGACGAGGGAUUGCAAAGGAAAGAGUUUGAGGACUUCAAAGAGCGAAUGCGUGCUCGUAAGGAUAAGCAGCGAAUAUUAAAAGAGAUUUCUAUGGAGUCUGAGAAUUGAGGAUAAUGUGUUGCAGAAAUGCAUAAACUCCCACCACCACGGAUAGAGGAUUAUCUGGCAGUGUUUUGGGGGCAAAAGAAAACUGGUCGGACUGGAAUAAGAUCAUGACACAUAUGGCAUCUCUGAGAAGUUAACACAUCCCAAAGGUGUGUUGGGCGGUUUCCAUGGAUUAAAUACGCCUAAUAGGCCUGUUUAAUUUACAUGUGUGACUUUUUUUUUUGUCUCCCACAAAAGACUUUUCAAAUGCCAAAAUCCUGUGUGUUUAAAUGCCUGAUGACUUGCUGUGAUUGCACUGUCAUAAAGUAAUUAUUUGAGUUAUCUAUCCAGCUGGAUCUAAUGUCAUUAUCAUAAUUUAUUUUUGUGAGGUGCAGUGCCUAUAAAAUGUAUUCACCCUCUUGGAAUUUUUUUUCCAUGUUUAAUAUUUUACAACAUUUUAUCACAGUGGAUGUAAAUGGGUAUUUUUGAUAUUAAUCAACAAAAACAGACCUUAAUACCAAAGCGUAAAGCAAAUCUCAAUAAACUAAUUUGAAUUGAGCACAAACAUAAAACACAAAGUAACUGAUUGCAUAAGUAUUCACCCCCUUCAUAUCAAUAUUUAUUAGAGGUGCAGAUGGCAGCAAUAUAAUACCGCCUAUGAUAUAAAGUCUGGGAAGCUUUAGCUUUAUGUCCUGGGUUGUCUAAUUGGAAAAUAAAAUUUCCCUUUAAGUCAUAGUUCACUUACAGACUGCAGCAGGUUUUCUUCUGUGAUUUGUCGCUGCAUUCAUUGUAGAUGAAAAACAAUUUGCUGCACCAGUGAUGAUUUAGUCCUGUGAUACUAUGACAACAAAUCUGUUUAUCACUGUUGUAAAAGUCUAAUUACAUCCACUGUUUGUAUAGAAAGUUGAGGGGUGAAGGAAAUUGAGGCACCGAUUAUGUGUAUACUUGUUAACAUGUCAUUUUAAUGCUGUUUUUCAUUAAAGUUAUUGUUGAUUUUGUUUCA